Messenger RNA from Ostrea edulis (European flat oyster), 3569 nucleotides. Its product is annotated as mitogen-activated protein kinase 7-like. The transcript is spliced from 10 exons. Gene Ontology annotation, biological process: cell surface receptor signaling pathway; intracellular signal transduction; protein phosphorylation. NCBI's taxonomy places the organism in Eukaryota, Metazoa, Mollusca, Bivalvia, Ostreida, Ostreidae. Bases 150 to 3179 code for a protein of 1009 amino acids. The record is from RefSeq and is a predicted model, not a curated record. Gene Ontology annotation, cellular component: cytoplasm; nucleus. Gene Ontology annotation, molecular function: MAP kinase activity; ATP binding.
AUCGUGAAUUAUCAAGUGCGAAUGUUUGAAAGAUCGAUUUAAUGAAAGUCAAACUCAAAGAAACCAUCCAUGGUUCCUAGGUUUAUUUAUUGAUGUUAAACCAGUACUGUCGAUAAAUGCUGGGGAUGCUAGAUUCAUAAAGAUUAGCGAUGGAUAAAGAUAAAAUAAUAGGAUUCAAAUCCAACAUGUCCAAGGAGGACAUGAGGAAAAGCUUAAUGAUGAAGGCUUACGAAGUGAAGUUUGACUUAAGUGGGACAGACUACAUUCCUCUGGAUAAUAUUGGCAUUGGUGCGUAUGGUGUUGUGUGCUCUGCCAUUCAUGGAAAAACUAAAGACAGGGUUGCCAUUAAGAAGAUCCCUUACAUCUUUGAGGAUAAGAGAAUAGCCACCAGGACAUACAGGGAAAUCAAGAUAUUAAAACACUUUAAACAUGAUAAUAUAAUUGCUAUAAGGGACAUUUUAAAACCUAAAGAAACUAUCGAUAAAUUCAGAGAUGUGUACGUAGUGUUUGACCUGAUGGAAAGUGAUCUUCAUAAGAUCAUAUAUUCCAAACAAGAACUAACGGAGGAGCAUGUGAGGUAUUUCUUAUAUCAGUUACUGAGGGGACUCAAGUACAUCCACUCGGCUAACGUCAUCCACCGAGAUCUGAAGCCAAGCAAUUUACUGGUCAAUGAAGACUGUCAACUCAGAGUGGGAGAUUUUGGGAUGGCAAGAGGAGUCAACAUGUCUUCAGAAGAACAGAAUGCCUUCAUGACCCAGUAUGUGGCCACGAGAUGGUAUAGGGCCCCCGAGAUCAUGUUUGCCCUGAUUGAGUAUGGUACUGCCGUGGAUAUGUGGUCGGUUGGCUGUAUAUUUGCCGAGAUGUUGGGAAGGAAGCAUUUGUUCCCUGGCAAGGACUACAUAAGUCAGCUGAAGUUGAUUAUUGGGGUGCUGGGAUCUCCAGAGCAGGAUUUGCUGGACCUCUGUCAGUCAGACCUCAUCAAGAAAUUCAUCAGGCAGCUUGGCAAUAAGGAACCCAUUGCUUGGUCUACUCUCUUCCCCAAAGCCAGCAAGAAAGCCCUGAGUCUACUGAGUAAGAUGCUUCUGUUAGACCCCAGGAAGAGAGUUUCUGUCACCGAUGCUCUCAGCCAUCCCUACCUCAACAAGUAUCAUGAUCCGGAUGAUGAACCCAUUUGUGUUCCAACUUUUAACUUUGACUUCGAAAAGCAGAAAUUGACUUCAGAAGUGCUGCGAGAACAGAUAUACAAAGAGAUUAUGGACUUUCAUAAGCCCAGAGCUCCGUCACUUAGCUUCAGUGCAUGCCUGAAACCUGUACCCAAAGACACAGCAGACAAAAAAUCAGAGAUGAAACAAGAAGUGUCCACUCCUGGGCUGACAAAGGAUUUUCAGGAUAUCCAACUUUUUCCCUCUGGUGAAAUCAAGGGGGAUUUUCUGAAACCAGAUCUCAAGCCGGUUAGCGUUGCUGUAGAAACUAAACAGCUGGAAGUGUCUGCAGAUGAUGUGGAAAUGUUUAGUGCCAAGUCUCAAAUCAAGUCAGAACAACAAGAUGGUGAUGAACAAGAGACAAAAAAGCCAGUUAAAGAAACAAAAGAGGAACACCAUGAAACCAAGACAAUAUCCUCAGACACCAAGGCACUCAUCAAAGCAGCACUGUUGAAUUCAAACUUCAGGAAGAGGAGUGAUUCCUCUACUGAAGUCGAUGAUAAACCAAAACCAGUCACUGCAGCUCAACGCCAGAAAGAAAGGGAAGAAAAACGACGAAGGAAGAAAGAAAAGGCAAUAGAAAGAAUGAAAAAGAAAGAGAAGAAAGAACAAAAGCCAGAUCAGCUUUUGACUGAUGAGGAUAGGGAACUUCUUCAAAGAUGGGCCAAAAUGCAGAAAGUCAACCCCUCUGUAGCUUCAAAACCGGAGUCAACUAUACUGUCUACAAAUUCAGGAACUAGUCAAAGCAACGUGGUGCCACAAACUUCACAGUCUGCAGUAAUUUCAAAUCCCUCGCAACUGAAGUCAUUUCAAGCUGGCUCAUCAGAAUUGUCAAGGAGCUCAACACAACAGUCAAAUAAUGCAGGAAAGUCUCUGAUAAAUGUUGACACCAUGCAUAUGCUGCAACAGAAACUGCAGGCAAGGAAUACAAUUGCAAAAGACACUGUCAAUACCACUGUGUCGCAAACUCCUGUGACAAAUGACCCAGUAAUCUCAAAUCCAAGUCUGUCUACAAUAAACAUGGAAGGAGUGAAAAUGAUGGGUAUAGCAACUGGUACUGUCGUUAACUCAAAUCCUUCUCAGAUUCUAGGUUCCACGGAUAUGGGACUAAGCAAACCAGAAGCUUCAUCAAGCUUUCAAGAUUACCACCAGCCAUUGUAUUCCAAUCAAAACUCACCUCAGAGGGACUACAGCAACCAUAGCUCACCUGAGAGCUAUCAGUCCAAUGGCUCACCUGAUCCUUACAAUCAAGAUUCAAAUUCAAGCUGUGAUGUUCAAAACUCUAGAAUGACAAAUUUUCCAGAACCCAAUGUGUUGUCUAGUCAACAGCACUCUUCUCAGCAAGUCGGGAUUACACCGCAAAUAAAUCCGCAAUUUGAUGUCAGUGCCACAAACCCAUUUGCUAUAACUAGCUCUCUAACUCAAACAUUUACAACACCUUUUCAGACUGAAAAUACAUUUUCCAAUGUAGUACUACCAAAUCCACCAGGAUUUUCAUCUCAGCAACAAUUUGGAAACAUUUCAAACCUCUCAUUUGUAAGAAAUGAGCAAACAGCUGGUCAACCCCAAAGCAUUCAACCAUAUUUUGAUGCAAGAUACCAAACUCAUACACAACAAAGACAGCCGAACUCUUACCCAAGAGUUUCGAUUGACACAAGUCAACAACCACAAGACCUGAUAUCAGUUCUGACUGAGCAGUUUUCAAGCACACAAGUUGGUGACAAUUUCCCUCCCAUGUUACCCUUGACACCCAGAGGAACCGGAGCAGGAUAUGGUGUGGGUAUGGAUCUGGAUUCCCUGAUGGAAGAUAGCUCCAGUUUGCCCCCGCAGCAGUCUCCUCUGUCCUCCUCCUUGCUGACAGACUGGAUGGAGGUGACCGGGUCCCUCAAUAUUGACAUGGAUGCCCUGGAACAGGAGCUGGGACUUCAGUCUCCGAUGUCACUGUCCUAUAGUGAUCUGUCUCUCUAUCAGUCUUGAUAUCCUCAUUAUAUUAGGCUCGUUGACAGUUUACGUAUCAUUAUUUAACACUGUUAUUAUCAUCAGAGUAUGGGGACUGAUGCGGGCCAUCAAUUUAUUGCUGCUGAUGAGAAUUGCGUUAUUAGUUGAUGUUCAUGAAUUGUCUGAAACAUGUUCAAGGAAAAUGUUCCUCAUAUUACAGCAAUGCUGUAUCAGCUGUGAUGCCAUGCUUUCAAUGACUGUUAUGACUCCCUUUAUAUUCAUUUAGUCUGUGUAUUCUUCUCAUUAUUGAAAGGUAAUAUAACACCUUUAUUCCAACCUUUGUUAGCUCUUCUCAUGGUAUUGAUUAUGCAAUUUAUACAUGUAUAUUAACAAUAUGGAGUAGUAAAAAAUGAAAUUUGUAUCAGCUGA